Venturia canescens is the source of this 3632-nucleotide messenger RNA. It is a transcript of the gene gry, whose product is annotated as trafficking protein particle complex subunit 11 gry. The record is from RefSeq and is a predicted model, not a curated record. The transcript is spliced from 21 exons. Bases 205 to 3525 code for a protein of 1106 amino acids. Gene Ontology annotation, cellular component: cytoplasm. Lineage: Eukaryota; Metazoa; Arthropoda; Insecta; Hymenoptera; Ichneumonidae.
GAAUAUAAGAGCAGCAAGGCGAGAGCGAGAAAUUCAUGAGUUCAACAGUGCUCAGUUGGCUCAGUGAACAUUGACAGCUGAGCUGACGUUUUGUAAAAAAAUUUGUUAUGAAAGUUUUUUUUCUUCUUUCCUGAGUGUUAUUGCUGUUUGUGAAUGUGUUCAUACUAUUGGGUGCUGUGAAUAAUUGAUUCAUAGUAGAGAGUCAUGUCGGAAUUACCGGCAGAAUUGGUUGCCAAACCUUUGGCGCUCGUAGGUUUGACAGGCCUUGACACUUCAAAUCCCAUGCAUCGCUCAAUUUGGGAUGCUUUCAGCAAUAAUCGUAGACUGGACAGUCUUGCCAUACAAUUCAAACUUCUGAGCAAUACUCAAGAGUUUCCUACCAUGAAGCCAAAGAGAAAUUCCUACGAGUGGUACAUACCAAAAGGAAUAUUGAAGCGCAACUGGAUGAACAAAUAUCUCAAUGAUAUUCCGUCCCUUGUUGUGCUGUUUUAUGAUUUGGACUGGAAUGAUUUGGCUUGGAAUGAAAAAAAAAUGGAAUGUGCUUCUCGAGUACAAUCUUUCAGAGCUGCCCUCGAAGGACGUACUACAAAAAUAGCUGUUGUUCUAAUACAAAGAUUUCCAUCUCAACCAGGAUCCGAAGACAUUGUUGCCAGCGAGCGUGCAACAGCUCUUUGCGCAGCCUGUGAACUACCUGCAAAAGCUUUAUAUCUGUUACCACAUGGAGAUCAUUUAUUCGGAUACACAACCAGACUCGAAGUUGCUUUUUACGAUCUCGCCCAGAGUUUUUAUCACCAGGAAUAUCGAAUCGUGAAGAUGCACAGGGAUCAGCUCAACAGAACAGCGCAUCAAUAUUUAUUUGUGAGGCAUCAAUUUAAAAUGGCUUUUCUGAAUGAGCUCAGGCAGGAUCAACCAAUGGCUCUCAAGCAUUAUCAACAAGCGUACAAUAAUCUACUGGACAUACGGAUGGUCGACACAAAUACCUUGGAGAUAAAGACUGUGGGGAGUUUCAUAAAUUACAAAGUUUGCAGAAUAUUGUUCAGUUUGAAUCAGCCAAGAGAUGCGAUUUCGUUAUUUCGAGCUCAUACGGAAAGAUUCAAGACACGGACGGGACCACCCGAGCUAAUAUUCGAGCAUCACGCAUGGAUGUCGAAUCAGUAUUCAACGUUUGCCGAACUGUUCGAUGAGGCAAUCAGAAACGGUUUGCCGGCAGUUCAGACCCAACAUCCGGGUUACUUUUUUCAGCAAGCUGCCCAUCAUGCUGGUCUCCGACACUCGGCCUGCAAGGAGCUUUGCAAAAAUGCUGUGAAACCAUCGACCGAUAUAAAUCCUCUUGGCGACGAAGAAAAACUUGAAUUCUAUGGCCAACGAGCUUGGCGACCUGGAAAAUUAAGCGCCGAACCUGCCGAUAUGGCGCGUGAAGCAAUUGCCAUUCAGGCACUUCAAUACAGAGAAAAAACGACCGUUAAUCAUUCCAGUAUCGUUAUAGGUCUACUAGGCAAUGCGAUAUCGCAGUUCAAAAUAUAUCGUUGUCCUCGAAUGCGUCGACUACUUGUCGUAGAAAUGGCUGAGGAAUACUACCACGCUCGAGAUUAUGGCAAAGUUCUAACAUUGUUAAUGCAUAUGCUCUGGGAAUAUCGAGGCGAACGCUGGCCCGUUUUGCUAACAAAUAUUAUUAAAAAUGCACUGAGAGCGGCUUACCUAGCUACGAGUAUUCAGGAUUAUUUGACCCUUGCCCUCGAAGCGCUCGGACCGUCGACGGCUUUUGCAAAAAAUCAUCAAGACGCCAUCCACGCUAAUAUUUUCAAUAUUCUCGAGAAAAAACCUCCACAACCUGAACAAGAUCUUCCGGAUGACGAGACGAAAAUUUCGGCGGCUGAAAAGUGGAUCGCCGAGCUUGGACGCUCCGAGCCUUUGAUUUUCACAAUAGACGACAGUAACAUGGCAUCUUUUAUUCAAAUAAAAGCCCGCUUUGUUAGCAGCAAAUUCCUCGUUGGAAAUCCCGUGAAAAUUGAAUUAUUCGUGAGAAAUCUAUAUCGAGGGCCAAUUGAAUAUUCGAAAUUAAUGGUCACUGUUAGUGGUACUAGUGGUAACAACGAAUUCGUCGCUACACCAGAAAAUAAUGAAGACUCCUCGACUCUUCAUCCUAAAGGCACAAAAAAAUUCGUUUGCCAGUUUGUUGCGACCCAUCAAACAAAUCCAAGUGAUAUUCACAUCAGCACCGUUUCACUUUACAUUGGAAAUGAAUCGAAAUGUUGCAUCAUCAUGCGUUUUUCAACGACCAAUGGAGAAACGAAUAUGCUCGAUCGUUUCUACCCCGAAAUACAACAAUUGAGGGGAGGAAGUUUUGACGCUAUAAAACCUCUUACGAGCGCACACAUUUCCAACGUUGGAUCGAGAAUCGCUGUUCGUACAGAAUCACAAGGUCCUGCUUUAAUCGGUGAAUGGUUACCGAUCAAAAUUUUUUUAUCUACCAAAGACGAUAUUGACAACGUUUCGUUGUCAAUGAAAAUUGUCCAUGACUCAAGUGAACAUAACAACAAUGCACCUAAUAAUGGAAUCGAUACUACCGCGGAACUGAGUUUAACACGCGACGCAAAAGAAACAGUCAUAUCAAUGGAUCUUGAAAAAAUUUUUGCGAGGGAUUGUGAAACACCGAUCGAACGUGUCGUAUUUGCAAGAUCACAUCAAGUUGGCAAAUGUAUAUUGAAUAUAAAGAUUGACUACAUCGGGGUGAAUGCAGUCAGAGAAUCGGAAGAAUUUAUGCACAUGUUAUCGAUCGUAAUGCCGUUCGAAGUAACCACACAAUUUUACACCAUUCAAUUCGAAUCUUUGACGAAAGCGUUUAUUGACGAUCCUUUUAUCAUAAUGCCUCACAUUAGUUGUACAUCGCCCUGGCCAAUCGAAAUUAUUGACACAUCCAUCGAGCUGGGUAGCUCGAUAGAGAGACGUGACGAAAUUCCACCGAGGUCCACAGUAGCUGGUGUGAAACUUCAAGAGGGUGAAACUGCGACCGACGCUUAUUGCGUAAUUGCUAAAGCCGGAAGUGAACAACCAACCACGACAGGACUGUACACUAUUCGGUGGAAAAGACAAGACGACGAAAGUGCGAUCGAAACGAGCAGUAGCGUUACUUUGUCACCUUUGUGGGUCGAAGACGCCGUAGUUGGAUUAGAAGCCAAACUACCGGCUUAUGGUUGGGUUCGGACUCCACUUUCCAUCUCUUAUUACAUACGAAAUCAUUCCUCGCAAUUGUUUACUCUCCGUCUCUCCAUGGAAGCCAGCGACGCUUUUAUGUUCGGAGGACAAAAGCAGAUCGAUUUAUGUUUGAGGCCAAAUAAUGAGAAAAAAGUUGAAUGGAUUCUGCGUCCUCUUGUUGCCGGAUUCGUGGCUCUUCCAACGUUGUCCCUCACCGUGCCGCUUGAUGAAGAGCAGAAGCUGAGUAAAAGUCGUCUGGCCGAGGUCCUCGACAGAUCUCUGCCAACUCACAUUUACAUCAUGCCGGAAAUGCAAUCGGACGAGACGUGAAACGAAAAAUGAUUGUUUUAUCAAUAAUGAGCACUUGUAUCAUUGAGCAUCGAUUCGUUGCUCGAAUUCAAACUCGUUAAUUAUAUCAUAUUUUUUCCUCAAACGUA